Molecule: messenger RNA, 1847 nt
Organism: Pseudopodoces humilis (Tibetan ground-tit)
Lineage: Eukaryota; Metazoa; Chordata; Aves; Passeriformes; Paridae
Gene: KAZN
Product: kazrin, periplakin interacting protein
Source: RefSeq, a predicted model, not a curated record
GGCCAUGGAGCGCGGCCCGCACGGAGCGCAAGCGCUGCUGCGGGAGGAGGUGGCCCAGCUGCAGGAGGAGGUCCACCUGCUCCGGCAAAUGAAGGAAAUGCUGGCCAAGGACCUGGAGGAGACUCACGGCAGCAAGUCCCCAGAGGUGCUCUCGGCCACCGAGCUGAAGGUGCAGCUGGCGCAGAAGGAGCAGGAGCUGGCGCGAGCCAAGGAGGCUCUGCAGGCCAUGAAAGCCGACCGCAAGCGCUUGAAGGGGGAGAAGACAGACCUGGUGAGCCAGAUGCAGCAGCUGUACGCCACGCUGGAGAGCCGAGAGGAGCAGCUCCGGGACUUCAUCCGCAACUACGAACAGCACAGGAAAGAGAGCGAGGACGCGGUGAAAGCCCUCGCCAAGGAGAAGGACCUCCUGGAGCGGGAGAAGUGGGAGCUGCGGCGGCAGGCCAAGGAAGCCACGGACCACGCCAGCGCCCUCCGCUCCCAGCUCGACCUGAAGGACAACCGCAUGAAGGAGCUGGAGGCCGAGCUGGCCAUGGCCAAGCAGUCCCUGGCUACGCUGACCAAGGACGUUCCCAAGCGCCAUUCCCUGGCCAUGCCGGGCGAGACGGUGCUGAACGGCAACCAGGAGUGGGUGAUGCAGGCUGACCUCCCGCUGACCGCCGCCAUCCGGCAGAGCCAGCAGACCCUCUACCACUCCCACCCCCAGCACUCUGCGGACCGGCAAGCGGUCAGAGUGAGCCCCUGUCAUUCCCGGCAGCCGUCCAUCAUCUCCGACGCCUCCGCGGCCGAGGGCGACCGCUCGUCCACACCGAGUGACAUCAACUCGCCCCGGCAUCGAACGCACUCGCUCUGCAAUGGGGACAGUCCUGGACCGGUACAGAAGAACUUGCACAAUCCAAUUGUACAGUCUCUAGAAGACCUGGAAGACCAAAAACGGAAAAAGAAGAAAGAGAAGAUGGGCUUUGGCUCCAUCUCCAGGGUGUUUGCACGGGGGAAGCAGCGCAAGUCCCUCGAUCCCGGUCUCUUCGACGGGACGGCCCCCGACUAUUACAUCGAGGAGGACGCGGACUGGUGACGGCGCCAGAGCCUCUCCCAGCCCUGCACAUGUACAUAUCCCAUAUUCCAUAUCCCACACCCCGUCCCACCUGUGGACGUGUUACCUGUUGUCUUGGGAGCGAUGCAGCCGUGUCGUAACUUCAGUUUUUUUCCUCUUUUUUCCCCAGUUUGGUUUUUUUUUUUGGUUUUUUUCUAUCCCGGUAACUCCUUUGUUGUCGCUUCAGUUUGUCAGUUUGGGCUGGGUUUUUUUUUUCUUGUUUUGGGAGGGGUUUUUUUGUUCUUUUUUCUUGUUCUUUUGACAAAACUUGAAACUUGAAGGACUGCUGUGUCUCUGUAAAUAUGAGAAAUAUUGUGCACUUUGUGCUUGUGACGUCUCUUGUCCGAAACCCGCUGUUUUCCGGAGCCCAGCCCGCGGGAUGUCCUCUCUUGGGGACAAAGGACCUGCCCAGCUGAGGGAUCUUAGAGAGAAAACACACAAAAACAACAACAAGAAAAUCUCCUUCGCUGUGAUGUCUUCCUGGCCGAGCCCCGCGGAGGCGACCCGGGCUGGUUGUUACGCCUGCCGGUCUGGAAAUAAGUGUUUUAACGUUCCUUUUUAGUUGUUUUAAUUUAUUUGCACAAACCCAGAGGAGCUAUUCUAACUAAAUUAUUGCAGAAGUUUUGGGAUUUUUAUAUUUUUCCACGUCGGUUGGGAUGGGGCGGGGAGGAGGAAGGGGGUGUUUGUACUGUACUGUCCUGGGAAGUUGCUGUUGGGGGGGAUUGGGGCUGUGGACCCCCCAGCCCGGGCUCCCUCA